This is a messenger RNA of Diuraphis noxia (Russian wheat aphid), 507 nucleotides long. RefSeq lists its product as uncharacterized. Lineage: Eukaryota; Metazoa; Arthropoda; Insecta; Hemiptera; Aphididae. The record is from RefSeq and is a predicted model, not a curated record.
AUGUAUGAUUAUCAUUACAAUGUGAUGCAGAAACAUUAUGCGGAAAAAAUCCAUCUUAUGUACACUGAUACAGACUCACUGGUCUAUCAUAUAUACACUGAAGAUUUUUAUGAGGACUUAAUUAACAACCCCAUCUUACUUGACAGGAUGGAUACUUCGAAUCUUCCACAGAACCACCCUUGUUAUAUUCCCGACCGUAGCAAGGUACCAGGCUUCUUUUCGGAUGAGACGAAGGGCGAUAUAAUGACGGAGUUUUGCGCACUCCGUGCCAAAUCGUACGCUUUUAAAAUUAUGGGGGMCGGGGGGAAUAGUCCAAAAGAGGAGAUUAGGGCCAAAGGUAUAAGAAMACAUGUCGUUGAUAACCACAUGUCAUUCGAAGACCAUAGGAAAUGUCUUUUUGGUGAAGCCGGUUUAAACGUGUAUAGAGAAAAUAUUUCUAUACGGYCUUUCAACCACCAGUUGAGGACUCUUAAGACUCAAAAAUUAACAUAUAAUAGUUAUGAUGAU